Molecule: messenger RNA, 800 nt
Organism: Vicia villosa (hairy vetch)
Lineage: Eukaryota; Viridiplantae; Streptophyta; Magnoliopsida; Fabales; Fabaceae
Exons: 5
Coding region: 455-784 (109 amino acids)
Cellular component (GO): nucleus
Molecular function (GO): protein binding
Source: RefSeq, a predicted model, not a curated record
UUUCAUUUCUGUGCGCGACCACGACAGCUUCGCCGUAGAUCUCCCUCCACGACACAUCGAGCCACCACGACACAGCAAGCCACCUGCCCACGGCGAAACCCAGUCCGACGGUGACCCACCUCCGGUUCAGCCUGCCUGUGCGACUGCAUAGCCUCCUUUCCAACACAAAAAUUAUUUUGUUUUUCUUCUUUCUUUUGCCGAAACCUCUUCUUUCUAUUUAAUAGCAAAUGAAACUGAAACCCUAGUUGGCAUUGUGUUCGUUCUUCACUCUCUCAGCCGCGAAAGCAUUUGCGAUUAUGAUAAUCAGCAUUAGCCAUGGCUUCUUUGAUAACCGUGAAGGAAUUUCUCCUCACGAAUUCGCCAAGGCUUACUCCGCUCAUCUCAAACGGCAAGAUGGAGCUGCCUGAAUAGACUGAUAUUGUGAAAAUUGCAAAGUUCAAAGAAUUGGCUCCCUAUGAUCCCGAUUGGUAUUACAUUAGGGCUGUCUAUCCCGGAUGUGCCAUUAUAUGGAAGAAUUGUUACGCUUGAACUUUUUCGCCCUCAUGGUGAAGCACAAGAUUUUUUGUUUAUUGCUACUGAAAGAUACAAAUUCUGUGUUCUUCAAUGGGAUACCGAGACUUCUGAACUUGUUAUACGCAAAUGUGUGAUUUUGGUGUUGUCUAUCGAAGCUACAAAUGCUCUUAUUGUGGAUUGCAUGUUGGUAUUUCAAGGACGGGAAAAGACUUAUAAAUGGUUGGAUUUUGUAUGGUUUCACUUGUUUUGUUAUUGUAGUAUUCCACCAUAACUUAUAAUUUUGUACA